This is a messenger RNA of Fomitopsis serialis, 935 nucleotides long. RefSeq lists its product as uncharacterized. Lineage: Eukaryota; Fungi; Basidiomycota; Agaricomycetes; Polyporales; Fomitopsidaceae. Bases 136 to 756 code for a protein of 206 amino acids. The record is from RefSeq and is a predicted model, not a curated record. The transcript has 3 exons.
CACACUCCGCAGCGAGACAAGUGAACCAGCUGUACGAUCCUCGGAAUGGUUGCCAGUUCGUGGUCAGUGUCUAGGUGACGGUGAGGGCUGUUUGUUUGUUCAUCAUUCAGAUGCGCUCGUUGAAACCGUUGGCAGAUGCGGAUGAAGGCCGACAGUGCGGAUGAUCGUCCGCUGGAUGUUCGCAGGCCUAUACUAAUGGGUCAGUACGUGCUGAAAGCACGUGACACGUUGACGGGUCGGUCAGCUCAGGACUCCACGCCCGUCGCCCGACCAGGAGUGUGGUACAGUGAUGUUGGCUACCAUCGAGCAGUGAGCAGAGAACUUGCCGCAACGCGUCCCAACACGUCCGUCGUCUGGUCGCUCGUUCGUGCGCCGUCGGACAAGACCGUCUGCAAACGCGGAGGGGUAUUCUCUGGCCGGAGCGAUGAGGAGGCGACGCGUGGGGACCGGUGGCUCGUCUAUGGGAGAGACCGUGCGGAGAGACUAAGUAUCACGACGGCCAGGCCAGGAUGCAUGAGAGCACUCUAUGCGCUACCGCUGCGUUACCGGCGGCGUCCUUCAGUUGUAACUUAUCUGGUGAGUAGGACGCUUCUCCGUUAUCUGAUAACACGCACAACGUUACCUCCAUCCAGCUUCCUUCAUCCUUCGCACGUACGUCCAAAUGCAUGCUCCGAUUCGUGUCAGACUCAUCACCGCCAGCUGCUCAGAUCGCAUUGUAGUGAUGACAACGACUGGAUAAUGCAAAUGGCAUGCUGAAGGUUCGUUCUGAGCGGGCAUUCUGUUCCAUGAACCCCGUGUUGUGAAGAGCAGACAAGUGUGCCAUUCCGAGGCGUGUACGCUCGGUAUUGAACGACAUGCCUGCGUCACGUUGCCCUCGGCAACGACGGUCGGACAGCCGCACGGAAGAUGCGUGUCCUGCAGCUUUAAGGUAAGUA